Papaver somniferum (opium poppy) is the source of this 420-nucleotide messenger RNA. Its product is annotated as glutamic acid-rich protein-like. The transcript is spliced from 2 exons. NCBI's taxonomy places the organism in Eukaryota, Viridiplantae, Streptophyta, Magnoliopsida, Ranunculales, Papaveraceae. Bases 1 to 420 code for a protein of 139 amino acids. The record is from RefSeq and is a predicted model, not a curated record.
AUGGUGGCCUCUAGCAGCAACAACGGUUAUUCUUCCAGUUCUUCGGAAGAGGAUUUCAGACCUUCCACAGUCAAAGCUCGAGCUAAGGAGAAUCUUGAUGCAUCCGUUGACAAUCGACGAGUCACUUAUGAUGAGAUCAAGAAGAGAAGAGCUGAGGAUGACGAGUCGGAGAAUCGUUUACGAAGAAGAGUCCGAAUUGAUCGUUGGAUAGCAGCGGCCGAGGAGAAGCUCCGCUCCCGUGCUGAUGGUGCUGAGCGCGAAGAGGAGGAAUUCUGGGACGCCUAUGAAGAGGAUAUUCAUCCAGACUUCCUCAACAUCCGUGAUAGUGAUUCUGAUGAAGAGAGCGAAGAGGAUUCAGCAGAAGACGAUGAUGAGCCUGACGAUUCUGACAAAUCCGAUGACUCUGAUGAAUCUGACUGA